UGCUAGCUUGGAACAAGGCCGCUUUAGAAGACGUACGCUUUCCCUGCGGCUUGGAAUCGAGGCAGAUGGGGUGGGGCCAUCUUAUUAAAAUGGGAGACUGAGAAUAAAUACUGAGAACUAGAAAUGGCUACUGAACAAGACUUAGGUAAUCAAAACAAGCUAGCUGAGGACUUAUACGAGGCUGUAGACAAUGAUGACGUCACUAAAGUUAGGUCCCUGUUGGGACAGGGGGCAAACCCCAACCACCAGCUCUACUGGAGUGACGAGUGGGUGAGUGACGAGUGGGCGGAUAAGAGGCCUCCAUUACACUGGGCUUGCUGGAGGGGCUACCUUGAGAUUGCGAAGAAUCUUGUUACCCAUGGAGCUCGUACUGAUAAAGGUGGUGGGACGUACAACAAGACUCCACUUCACUAUGCGUGCCAGGGAGGUGAUAAGGAGAUGGUGCAGUACCUGAUCCAAGAGCUCAAAUGUAGCACUGAUGUGAGGGAUAAAUAUAACAUGACUUCUCUUCACUGGGCUUGUGUGAGAGGAAGUAAAGACGUGGUACAGUAUCUGGUGGAGGAGAGGAAGAUGGAUGUUGAUGUGAGAGAUGAUGAGGGAAAGUCCCCAAUGGACAGAGCAGUAUUAGGCGUGUAUGACAGCUGUGUGAAUGUUGCCCUCUACCUGAUGAGCCGUGGCUAUGCAUGUAGUGAUGAGGACAAAGCCAAUUUACUGUGUGGAGUAUGUUGGACUGGCAGGCUGGAUAUGGUGGAGGAACUGGUCGAACAUCACAAAGUUGACCCAGAGAAUGCAACUGACCGUGCUGGCUGGACUCCUCUUAGAAGAGCUAAAGAGAGUGGUCACUUUGUAAUCGUUGACUACUUCAAGUCUCUAUCACAACAAUCUUCUGUGAGUAACUGGAGGCAGGAGAAUGGACCACCACCAACAAAGAAACGAAAAGCUGCCCAGAAAGUGUGUCCUAGCUGUGAGGAGAGCUGUCACAUCCGCUACAAGAAAUGUCCCGAAUGUGAGCACAAGUUCCCUCACUCAAGGACAUAAUGAUAGAAUCGAAAAUAUUGUAACUAAUUAGUGGUACUGUACUUAUAAUUAUUCGUUUACCGAAUUACAUGUACAUGCGUGUAUAUAUAGUGGAUUAUUUUCGUAUGAUGGAAAUUUUCAAUUCUGAUUUAAAA
This is a messenger RNA of Halichondria panicea, 1172 nucleotides long. RefSeq names its product ankyrin repeat, PH and SEC7 domain containing protein secG-like. NCBI's taxonomy places the organism in Eukaryota, Metazoa, Porifera, Demospongiae, Suberitida, Halichondriidae. Gene Ontology annotation, biological process: protein localization to ciliary inversin compartment. The record is from RefSeq and is a predicted model, not a curated record. Gene Ontology annotation, cellular component: ciliary inversin compartment. The coding region runs from base 124 to 1038 and encodes 304 amino acids. Gene Ontology annotation, molecular function: protein binding. The transcript is spliced from 7 exons.